CGCCCCUCCCCGGCUGCAGUCACAGCCCCCUCCAUCUCUCUCCUUCUCAUCCCAGUCCUCUGCCUUGUCUCUCCAUCCCCCGGCACACAGUCAGCCUGCAGCCGGCAUGGCCUCUCUUAGCUUCAAAACCCACCGUCUGGAGCUGCUGGCUGCCUAUCAGGAUGUCAUCCAGGAACAGAACUCCAUAGACUGGGCUCUCUACACAUAUGAGGAUGGCACAGACAAUCUCGUGUUGGCAACAUCAGGGGGUGGAGGUUUGCUUGCCCUUUCCAGCCACUUUGAGAACCAGAAAGUGAUGUAUGGAUUCUGCAGUGUAAAGGAGCCACAUGCAAUGCUUGCUCGAUAUGUUCUCAUAAACUGGGUUGGCGAAGACGUUCCCGAUGCCAGGAAAUGUGCUUGUGCCAGUCAUGUAGCACAAGUUGCAGAUUUUUUCCAGGGGGUUGAUGUCAUAGUGAAUGCAAGCAAUGUGGAGGAUAUAGAUCCUAUGACUAUAGGCCAGCGUCUAACCAACGGUGCUGGGCGUCUUGCUAGCCCAGUCCUGCAGCGGCUGCAGCUCCGGGAAGAGUCUGAUGCUGUGGGAACUAAUUACCAGAAGACAAACGCUGCUGUGGAAAUGAAACGGCUCAAUAGGGAACAGUUCUGGGAGCAAGCAAAAAGAGAGGAAGAAGAAAGGAAGCAGGAGGAGAGGCAGAAAGUUGUAGAGGAGAGGCUUCGCUUUGAGCAAGAGCGUAUGGAACAGGAGCGAAAAGAGCAAGAAGAGCGAGAGAAGCGUUACCAGGAAAGAGAGCAGCAAAUAGAGGAACACAGAAAGAAACUGCAGGAUGAGGAGGCAGAGGAAACAAAAACCCGACUACAGAGCAACUCCAUAUUUAACUGUCUGUUUAUACCCUGCCAGAUGGACCAGAGAGACGAGGAUGAGGCAGCCGAGCAGAAGAGGACAGAAAGUGAAGUAGAGAUUUCUGUUCAACAGGAGGCUGCUGCUAUCAUCGCACAGCGUACAGAGAACCCACGGGAAUUCUUCAAACAACAAGAGAGAGCCUCAUCAGAAGUCAAUAUCUCAUUGCUGGCUCCUCGGACAGCAGUAAGAAGCUCUUCAGAAGCAGGUCCCCCUCGUACUCCGGAAAAAGAACGUCGUAGCAGUCUAGGUGAAGAUUGGAACAAGGCCUUAAAUUCAGACCAGCCAGUCCAAGAUGGUGCAUGGACACCACAGGGGCUCACAGAAGAUGUUUUUAUGGAGAUACGUGAUGAGGAUGCUGGCUUCCCUGAUGCUCCUCAGUUGACUGGGUGUGAAGAUGAAGGAGUUAUGGAAAUGGGGGAGGCCAAUAUGAUGUCAGAUGCCCAUCCGGAGCCACCACAAGAAGCUUCAGACCUGCUUGAUCUAUGGCAAAACAACGAGCCCCAAGAAACUCCCUGGGCAGAUGGAAACUUGAUGACUUCACAAGAGGACACCCAAACAGAACAAAAGCCUUCAGAAACUGAAGCCUGCCCCCAGGUCCCUGAAGAGAACCUCCUGAACUUUGAGGAGCUACCACAACCACCCCCCACAUUCUGUGACAUGGAGGCAGAGGAGGAUCCCCAAAGCAUCAUUCAUAUUGAGGGUCCUCAUCAGAUGACUUUGAGCUAUCAACAUGCACUACAAGAAGCCUCUUGUCACCAGCCAGAGCUCACAGACUCUCUUCUGACAAAUGGUGAAACUUCACAGAGAGAAGGAACUCAGGCAAGUGAAGGAUAUUUUAGCCAAUCUCAAGAUGAGGACUUUGCUCAAACGGAUGAUGUGUCAGCAAAAGCUACUCCACCAGUGUUUUACAACAAACCACCAGAGAUUGAUAUUACGUGUUGGGACUCUGACCCUGUGAUGGAAGAAGAAGAUGAUGAAGAAGGAGGUGGUUUCGGUGAAAGUGCUUAGUAAACUUUGUCUUUAUCACACGUGAUCAAGAAAAAAAUUAUGUGACACAGCCGUGUAACAGCGAAGUAUUGUAGUAAUGGCUGAGGCUUCUGCCCAUGCUGGAGCCACGCUAAUAAGACCCUGCCUGUUUCCCCCCACACACUUUACCGCCAUUUGAGGAUUUGGGGGGUGAGAGACGGGCUGUCACUCCCCUACAUUUUCAGUUAUUCUUUUCUAUAUAUUCUAAUAAACCAGCAUUGCUGGCAUCUCUCUGCUUUGUUUGAUAGGGAGUGCAAUUACCCCUGUAGAUUGAGAGGAACAUGUGCAUCAGAGCCAGGAGCAACAGCCUGAUGCCUGGCUCCAUCAGUAUUACUGGAUGGAUUUUUU
Messenger RNA from Nanorana parkeri, 2272 nucleotides. RefSeq names its product drebrin 1 (gene DBN1). The coding region runs from base 107 to 1906 and encodes 599 amino acids. Lineage: Eukaryota; Metazoa; Chordata; Amphibia; Anura; Dicroglossidae. The transcript is spliced from 13 exons. Gene Ontology annotation, biological process: postsynaptic actin cytoskeleton organization; neuron projection morphogenesis; positive regulation of dendritic spine morphogenesis. Gene Ontology annotation, cellular component: postsynaptic density; actin filament; cortical actin cytoskeleton. The record is from RefSeq and is a predicted model, not a curated record. Gene Ontology annotation, molecular function: actin filament binding.